Messenger RNA from Leucoraja erinaceus (little skate), 1864 nucleotides. It is a transcript of the gene tmem167b, whose product is annotated as transmembrane protein 167B. NCBI's taxonomy places the organism in Eukaryota, Metazoa, Chordata, Chondrichthyes, Rajiformes, Rajidae. The record is from RefSeq and is a predicted model, not a curated record. The transcript is spliced from 3 exons. Bases 146 to 370 code for a protein of 74 amino acids.
AAGCGAGCGCAGAGCGACGAGAUUGACGUGUGGGUGUGAGCGGAAUUGACUGCUUGCGCCUGUCUGUUUACCGCGGGCUGCGGGGCGCGAGCGGGCGAUGAGCGCGCGGUGAAGGAGCGAGAGGCGGACGCAUCCAACUGUCGCCAUGACCAACGUAUAUUCUUUCGAUGGGCUCCUGGUCUUUGGCUUGCUUUUUAUAUGCACUUGUGCAUACUUAAAAAAAGUUCCACGGCUGAAUAAAUGGUUACUUUCUGAAAAGAAAGGGGUAUGGGGUGUAUUUUACAAAGCUGCAGUAAUAGGAACAAGGCUUCAUGUACCUGUUGCACUCUCUUGCCUUGUCACGGGAGUUUACGUUUUGUUUAUUAAAUGACACCGGUAGUUCAAAGUUGACCCUGACUCUGAGAGGAACAAUACAUUUUGCAGAACCAUUCAACAAGGAGUAAGAUCAGAGAAUGGUUUCUUUCUGUAAAAGAAUCAAACACUAUACCAUUUACUCUUGUGCAAUCCUGGAGGUGCUUGGAUGGAAUGCAAGCCGUUGGAAAAGUAGUUAGGAGCCGAUAUAUGUGCAUGGUCUGUAUUAAAGAUGCAACAACCAUCAAAUCUUCUAUCUCACUUUAAAACGUGAAGGAUGAGUCAGAUCAUAAAACAAGAUAUUUGAUUAUUUUAGUUUUAAAGGAAGUAUUUAUGUCAUUUGGUAACCGUGCUAAAUUUAUCUUUAUAAUUGAAGUAACCAAAGUAAUUUUAGUUUAGUUUCUAAGUUUAUUGGUAUACCAAGUUUCCAUGUUUAAUUAAAUAUUUGUUUUUACUUUUUUUGUCUCAGAUAAUGAGAUUGUUGUAUCUUGUUCCAGUUGGCUGCUUCCUAAAAUGAUGUGCAUUAAAGGUUAAUAAUAAAGUUAAUGCUCUAUUCAGAAUUUAGUGCUGAAAAGUUUUUAAAUUUGGCAAACUUGAAGAGAGAAUAUAAUUUUUUUUUUAGUUCCAGUGAAUCUGUAAAUGACAUUGAGGGGCGAAGAAUUCUUUCCACCCGCCUUGAAUAAUUAGUUAUGCCAGGUGCAUGGUGACUGCAUCGGUGAUUGGAAGUUAAAGUGGUGAUUUUCUGAAUGUUGUCUCAUUCAAGUUGCCUGUUCUUUCCUUUUAAAUAGAUGUGUAGUAUAUAUUCAAGGAAAAUGUUAACUGCACUUUGAGACAUUAAGAUUUUGGACAGGGAAAAAAAAUAAAAACAACCAUUGCGUGGAAAAUUUGAUUUCAAAUAUUAAUACAGAUGGUCUUUUUCUUUGGCAUUUCAAGAAUAGUAUCUUAUACUAAUAGAACAUAGAACAGUACAGCACAAGAACAGGACCCUUUGGCCCCAAUGUAUGUGCUGAGCAUGAUGCCAAGUUCAUCUCUUAUCUAUCUGUGCAUAAUCCAUAUCCCUCCAUUUCCAGCAUAUCCAAAGACACUUAAAUGCCACUAUUGUAUCUGCCCCCACCCACCACACAUGCAGCACGUUUCAGGUACCCACUAUGUAAAAAUAAAAACUUGACCUGCACAUUUCUUUUAAACUUUGCACCUUAAAACUAUGCCUUCUAACUAUCCUAUCUAUACCACUUACAAUUUUAUAUACUUCUAUCAGGUCUCCCCACAACCUCCGAUGUUCCAGAAAAAACAAUCCAAGUCUAUCCAACCUCUCUUUGUUGGUAAUGCCACUUAAUCCAGGUAUCAUUCUGGAAAACCACCUUUGUACCCUUUCCAAAGCCCCCACAUCCUUUCUGUGGAGGCUUUGGGGAGACCAGAACUACAUGCAAUAUUCCAAGUGUGGCCACCCAAAUUCUUAUAAAGAUGUAAUGUUUUUUUUCCAAAAUAAAUUAAUUUAUUCUCUGGUACAGCA